Gongylonema pulchrum is the source of this 298-nucleotide messenger RNA. The record is from the annotation of a GenBank genome assembly. NCBI's taxonomy places the organism in Eukaryota, Metazoa, Nematoda, Chromadorea, Rhabditida, Gongylonematidae.
GGAAAUUCGAAUUCAUCUGGCGGUAGCAGUGCGCCACCACGUCCACCACCACCGAAAGUAACACCGAAUGCAGCGAAUCCGUUCGAUGUGGAAUCGCCUAUACCAGCACCACGCAGUGUCGGCACUCUCCAAGCUACAAGAGAAGCAACAACUGGCGCUGCACCGCAAAAUCUCAGUUAUCAGCAACCGCCUCAGCAACAGCUCCAGCAGCAACAGUUCGCACCUUUUGGUAACUGUUGAAAUCAUUUCCACUGCUGAGGGGUUUUUUUUGCUCACGAUUUCUUUUUUUUUACCGUAA